This is a messenger RNA of Mya arenaria, 543 nucleotides long. RefSeq lists its product as uncharacterized. The record is from RefSeq and is a predicted model, not a curated record. The transcript has 2 exons. NCBI's taxonomy places the organism in Eukaryota, Metazoa, Mollusca, Bivalvia, Myida, Myidae. Bases 1 to 543 code for a protein of 180 amino acids.
AUGACGGCGGCGUUUGCAAACGGGGUGGUGCUCGUGUUUAUCGUGCAUAAUGUAUUUGUUCAGAACUUUAAAUGGUCGAUGUCUACGUGUCUAGCAUACGCAGGCACACUUGGUUGCAUCAUCACAGGAAGUUUUUCCGUAAUCAAGAUUGUGUCGCAAAAAAGCCCACUUCCAGUUGCACAACAUUCGCUUGUGACGCUUGGGACGUAUGGAAGUCAGCACUUUGACGUAUUUUUGUCCGUCUGUCAGAAAAACGUUUACGAGGAAAGAUGGGCUAUUCUGGUGGAAUAUUUAGUGAUAUACGUACCCGUCAUGGUCACCGUGCUGGUUGCUCUUUGCAGGAACAGGACAAAACAAACGGAAGUCACCAUCACAGAGCUUAAGAUUCUCUCAAACAAGGAGUGCAACGUUUCAGUGUUUAACUGUAAUUAUGUUAAAUUGAACUCAGCCAUGGUUGCCGUUCUUUUAUACAUUACUAUUGUCUUACUCAUAGUACGUCCAGGAUACAUUCUGUUUGCGCACGUAACUUCGGGUUACUUCUGA